UCUAUCUCUUCCGUAACGCGUGCGUCUGUGAUCCGACUAUUAGGGUUUGUAUUUCUUGUUCGAUCGAUGGGAUCUCUCUUCUCUUCCCAUGACGACGACCACCCCAGGCACCUUAUCUCGAUGCUCCCAAGAGCGGGCCGCGACCCGAGAGAGCGGGUCGGUCGCCCUAUGUUCAAAGAGAUGCUUGCUACCGUGGAUCAAGGACAUGACGGCCGCGUCUUCACCAUAGAAGAGAGCUAUGCCGACUGCACCUGCUGGCUCGCCCACGGCGUUCUCAAACACUUCAACGCCAACAACCCGGGCGCCCAGUAUCUAGUAGAUUCCACCGCCGAGAUGAAAGCCGCCUGCACCGGGUUCGGGAAAGAUCUCAUAUGGUACCACCUCAGCUUCUCGGCUCGCCAAAGGGACAACGCAGAGAUGGACAUCUUCUUUGCCGAGCUCUGCUAUGAUAUAGACUCCGAGAAAAUCAACCUUGAAACGUGCACCAUCUUGGAAAAGCCCUUCAGAACCAGUUGUGCAUUUUGUCCUGAGGAGUCCAAGAUUAUGCACCCAUGCGAACCACAAUUUGUGUGUGGAAAGGAGGGGCAAGAAACAGAAUUCUUCUGCAUAGCACACAUGUUACUAUGGCCAUACGAGAAUUGUGUUGGCGAUCUUGAUCUGGUAGAUGGACAGAUGAUGAUUGACAGAUGGGCAGACGAUGGACAGUGAGUCUGAAACUGCACCACAACCAACUCAGGGAAUGACCUCUUCUCUACUAGGGCAUUGAUGCGUGAUUAACUGAGCUACGCUGCUAAUCUGUGUAAUCUGGGCUUUAUCUGAUGUGUUCUAAUUGUUGUGGUUCAGGAGAUUAUUUUGUGUUUUUUAUUACUGCAACUUUUGGAUGCCAUACACUUGCUGGCCAUGAAAGAAAGAUCGCACAGGAUGACA
This is a messenger RNA of Lolium perenne, 927 nucleotides long. RefSeq lists its product as uncharacterized. Lineage: Eukaryota; Viridiplantae; Streptophyta; Magnoliopsida; Poales; Poaceae. The record is from RefSeq and is a predicted model, not a curated record.